AUGGACAACGAUGAUCAGGUUUUCAACGACGUGUUCAAUUUAUCCAAGGGCGUGUUCAUUACUAUUUUGGUUGUGAUCAUAAUAGUCGCCCUUGGCAUGGUGGCUACGUGCAUCACCCUUCCGAUUGUCCUCUGUGGACUCUGCCCGUGUUGUCACUGUUGCGAAUGCUGCGAUCGAAAGUCUAGAAGGUAG
Messenger RNA from Giardia duodenalis, 192 nucleotides. Its product is annotated as High cysteine membrane protein. The transcript has a single exon. Bases 1 to 192 code for a protein of 63 amino acids. The record is from RefSeq and is a predicted model, not a curated record. NCBI's taxonomy places the organism in Eukaryota, Fornicata, Diplomonadida, Hexamitidae.